GAAAAAGGGGUAUAUUUCCUUGGAUUUACACCCACACCAAACGAUGGGUGCCUGCUGUUCUACGCAAUUCAAGUACAAAGGUAGACGGUAUGAAAAAGAAGGAUCGGAUGAAAAAGAGGAUGAGGGGCACCAUCGAGACCACAACAUCAACAGUGAUGACAAUAGCGCCAAUGUGACCAGGAUUGGACAUGCCGGGGCUAUUGUUAGAUUGCAAGGCUCCUCCUCCUUGACCUCAAUGUACACUCGCAAGGGCAAGAAGGGGAUCAACCAGGACGCUAUGAUCGUUUGGGAGAACUUUACGGGGGAAAAGAAUGUCUUCUUCUGCGGUGUAUUUGACGGUCACGGUCCAUCGGGUCACAAGGUUGCACGCCACGUAUGCGAUGCCUUGCCGUUGAAGCUUUCGACAAUGCAUCAGCCUCGGCCCAGCGCUAAGAAGGAGGGCGACAAGGAUAGUAGUCACAAGCAUUGGGAGGCAAGUUUGAUUAGAACUUUCCAAGAAUUGGAUGAAGAUCUUAGCAUGGAAGAUUCCCUUGAUAGUUACUGCAGUGGCACCACGGCCGUAACCAUUGUUAAGCAGGACCAACACUUGAUCAUCUCGAACUUGGGGGAUUCUCGAGCGAUUCUUGGCACCAGGGACAACAGAAACCAAAUUAUUCCGGUCCAACUCACAGUCGAUUUGAAACCUAGUUUACCGAGUGAAUCGGAAAGAAUCCAGAAGAACGGUGGCAGAGUAUUCGCAAUGGAAGAAGAACCGAAUGUACCGAGAGUGUGGAUGCCCGACCAAGAUUGCCCCGGUCUAGCUAUGUCGAGAGCUUUCGGGGAUUUCUGCCUCAAGGAUCAUGGACUUAUCUCUACACCUCAAGUUUCUUAUAGAAGGCUUACUCCCAAAGAUGAAUUUGUAGUGUUGGCAACUGAUGGGGUGUGGGAUGUGCUUUCAAACAACGAGGUGGUACAAAUAGUAGCCUCAGUAAAGAGACCAUCUAUAGCAGCAAAAGUAUUGGUUUAUUAUGCAGUUCAAGCAUGGAGAACCAAGUACCCGGGUUCUAAGGUCGACGACUGCGCGGUUGUUUGCUUGUUCCUCAAGAAACGACCUCCGGUAUCGGGAACGUUGUCAGAUAUAAGCCAGCAGACCGCAAGUCACGUCAAUGAGGUGGAUCCGAAAGGCAAGAAAACGGAAGAAGGGGAGACUGUGAUUAAUUGUGACAUAGUGGUGGAUCCAAAGGCGCUUGAAGAAGUAAAUAGAGUAAAUGGGAACACCAUCAAGCAGCGUUCUCGGCUUGGCAGUUUGAGUAGGGACAAAAUAACUACGGAUUUUGGUGGACAAACCCAAAGUUAAUAUGUAAAAUAUAGUAAAAAAAAAAUCUCAAUUAUUAUUCCAAUGAUUUUCGGAAUUUGGCA
Molecule: messenger RNA, 1398 nt
Organism: Gossypium raimondii (Peruvian cotton)
Lineage: Eukaryota; Viridiplantae; Streptophyta; Magnoliopsida; Malvales; Malvaceae
Product: probable protein phosphatase 2C 65
Exons: 4
Coding region: 44-1336 (430 amino acids)
Biological process (GO): protein dephosphorylation
Molecular function (GO): protein serine/threonine phosphatase activity
Source: RefSeq, a predicted model, not a curated record